This is a messenger RNA of Penicillium nucicola, 1578 nucleotides long. Its product is annotated as DHHC family palmitoyltransferase. Gene Ontology annotation, molecular function: protein-cysteine S-palmitoyltransferase activity. Gene Ontology annotation, biological process: protein targeting to membrane; peptidyl-L-cysteine S-palmitoylation. Gene Ontology annotation, cellular component: endoplasmic reticulum; Golgi apparatus. The record is from RefSeq and is a predicted model, not a curated record. Bases 1 to 1578 code for a protein of 525 amino acids. The transcript has 2 exons. NCBI's taxonomy places the organism in Eukaryota, Fungi, Ascomycota, Eurotiomycetes, Eurotiales, Aspergillaceae.
AUGGCCACCCUGGCCUCAUCACCCCCGACCUCGCCCUCCUGGCCGAAGCGGCGCCCUCGAGCAUGGGCCCUCCGCUGCGAACGCUACUGCUGUGCUGCAGCAAGUUGCUUCCCACUAGUCUUUGUCUACGGUCUUACAACAUGGGCUGUAUAUGUCGCAAUUAGCAUCGGCGUCAAGCCGUCGAAGAGCAACUGGAUCGGUAUCCCGAGUACAGCUCUCGCAUUUACACUCUACGCCCUCUUGAAUUUCUCUUAUUCCGUCGCCGUAUUCACAGAUCCGGGAUCGCCGACUCGCCGCGGCGCUGACCGCCAUGAAUACAGCGCUGUCCCUGUCUCCGAGCAUCCGGAGUUCACCUCAUACACUGUCAGCUCGACUGGCGAGUCGCGGUACUGCAAGAAAUGUCAGUGCCCGAAACCAGACCGCGCGCACCAUUGUUCAACCUGCAAGCGAUGCGUCUUGAAGAUGGAUCACCACUGCCCGUGGCUGGCAACUUGCGUUGGACUGUACAACUACAAAGCGUUCCUUCUAUUUUUAAUCUACACCUCCCUAUUUUGUUGGGUCGUUUUUGGCGUUGCUUCUAUUUGGGUCUGGACUGAGAUCCUCAAUGAUACCCAGUAUAUGGAUACCAUUCUACCAGUGAAUGUUGUCCUUUUGGCAAUACUUGGUGGUAUUAUUGGUUUGGUUUUGUCCGGAUUCACAGCUUGGCAUAUUAGUCUCGCUGUGCGCGGGACGACAACCAUCGAGUGUCUAGAGAGAACGCGGUACGUCUCGCCUUUGCGUAAGGCAUUGGAUCGGAAGCGCAAUGAGCAGCCACCUAGUGAUAACUACUGGGGUGAGCCGGAGCCCAGCUUAAGUGAUCGCCUGCAAGGCUAUGGAAACCAGAUCAUCGACGCGCACGCCAAUGCCAUUCCAGGGGUUACGCGUGAGGAAGAAGGCGAAGAGCGUCUAUCACCUGCACCACACUCAACAGGCCAUUCGUCCAGUGCCACAAGACCAGACAACCGCCUCACACCAGCCCAACAGGCUUUAACGCGUUCAUACGCCGAAAUGGAACGACAGCGCGAGCAUGACCGCUACCAAGAAUAUCAAAACGACGAAGACAACGAAAAAAUGCCUAGCGCGUUCGACCACGGCUGGCGCCGAAACCUCCUCCACCUCUUCGGCGAACGGCCACUCCUGUGGCCCGUCCCAAUCUGCACCACGACCGGCGAUGGUUGGGGCUGGGAGCCCAGUGAGAAAUUCCUAGAAGCGCGAGAUCGCCUACGAUCUCAGCGGGAGCAGGAAUCCUCUGAGCAGCAGCAGUACUACCGCGAGCUGUACCAGCGUAAUAUGGAUAACAGUCGCAGUUGGAGAGACUCUUCUGCUGCGCAACCCUUGCGCACAUCGAAUAGGGGCACCACGCCUGAACGGCCUCCUACCAGUGUCUCCAUGCAGACUCUUGCGCCUAGAUCUCCCAGGCCACGACCUGGUGAUAGCGAUUUCGAGGAUGAGAUUGAAGGCAAUGGAUUGUUGGAUCCCGGGGUUGAGCGUUCCCAGGCUUCACGCUCCGAUACAGAUGAAUGGCGAGACUGGGAUUAA